This is a messenger RNA of Calypte anna (Anna's hummingbird), 1460 nucleotides long. RefSeq names its product bone morphogenetic protein 2 (gene BMP2). The transcript is spliced from 3 exons. The record is from RefSeq and is a predicted model, not a curated record. Gene Ontology annotation, biological process: SMAD protein signal transduction; negative regulation of transcription by RNA polymerase II; BMP signaling pathway. Gene Ontology annotation, cellular component: extracellular region. Gene Ontology annotation, molecular function: growth factor activity; BMP receptor binding; cytokine activity. Lineage: Eukaryota; Metazoa; Chordata; Aves; Apodiformes; Trochilidae. The coding region runs from base 208 to 1410 and encodes 400 amino acids.
CCCCUGGCCCGGACUUGCCUCCUCAACCAGCUGCUAAAAGUAUGUUUCUGAGGCGGACUGUACUUCAGGGAACUUCUAUUUUCUGCUCUGCAGCUGUAGAGGAGCAGCAGCGAAGUUUGGAGUAACACCAAGGGAUGCGGGAAAAACACCCCGAGAGCAGAACACCCUCCUGCAGACACAACCCCUGCUGCUGCACACAGGUUGAUCAUGGUUGCCGCGACCCGUUCCCUCCUGGCUCUGCUGCUCUGCCAGGUGCUGCUGGGCGGCUCGGCCGGCCUCAUGCCGGAGGUAGUGGUGGGUCGGCGGCCUUUCAGCGAGCCGGGCCGCCCCACCUCGGCCCCGCAGCGCCCCGAGGAUCUCCUCAGCGAGUUCGAGUUGCGCCUGCUCCACAUGUUCGGGCUCAAGCGACGGCCCAGCCCCGGCAAGGACGUGGUCAUCCCCCCCUACAUGCUGGACCUCUACCGCUUACACGCCGGCCAGCAGCUAGGGCAGCCGCCGGCCCUCGGCUACCCGCUGGAGAGGGCCGCCAGCCGCGCCAACACCGUCCGAAGCUUCCACCACGAAGAAGUUUUGGAAGAACUGCCAGAAACAAGUGGGAAAACAGCACGGCGUUUCUUCUUUAAUUUAACUUCCAUCCCUAAUGAGGAGUCUAUCACCUCAGCUGAACUCCAGAUUUUUCGGAAACAGGUGCACGGAGCCUUUGAGAACAACAGCAGCUACCAUCACCGUAUUAAUAUUUAUGAAAUUAUAAAGCCAGCUACAGCCACCUCUAAGGACCCUGUCACAAGACUUUUGGACACCAGGUUGGUGCAUCAUAAUGCAAGUAAAUGGGAAAGUUUUGAUGUAACGCCAGCUGUUUUGAGGUGGAUUGCACAUGGACAACCUAAUCAUGGGUUUGUGGUAGAGGUGGUUCACUUGGACAAAGAGAACAGUGCCUCCAAGAGGCACGUUAGGAUUAGCAGGUCUUUACAUCAGGAUGAAGAUAGCUGGUCUCAGCUCAGGCCAUUAUUAGUAACGUUUGGGCAUGAUGGCAAGGGACACCCGCUUCAUAAAAGAGAAAAGCGUCAAGCAAAACACAAACAGCGUAAACGCCACAAAUACAGUUGCAAAAGGCAUCCUUUAUAUGUGGACUUCAAUGAUGUGGGGUGGAAUGACUGGAUUGUUGCCCCACCGGGGUAUAGUGCCUUUUACUGCCACGGGGAAUGUCCUUUUCCACUGGCAGAUCAUCUGAACUCAACAAACCAUGCCAUUGUUCAGACUUUGGUCAAUUCAGUGAAUUCCAAAAUCCCCAAGGCUUGCUGUGUGCCGACAGAACUGAGUGCUAUUUCCAUGCUCUACCUUGAUGAGAAUGAAAAGGUUGUAUUAAAGAACUAUCAAGAUAUGGUUGUGGAGGGUUGUGGGUGCCGCUAACACAGCAAAUAUAUUAGGCAAAUACACAAAAAAAAAAAAAAAAAAAAAAA